Molecule: messenger RNA, 1691 nt
Organism: Ostrea edulis (European flat oyster)
Lineage: Eukaryota; Metazoa; Mollusca; Bivalvia; Ostreida; Ostreidae
Product: transcription factor atoh7-like
Exons: 1
Coding region: 159-785 (208 amino acids)
Biological process (GO): developmental process; regulation of transcription by RNA polymerase II
Molecular function (GO): DNA-binding transcription factor activity, RNA polymerase II-specific; protein dimerization activity; RNA polymerase II transcription regulatory region sequence-specific DNA binding
Source: RefSeq, a predicted model, not a curated record
CCUUACAGUAACUGUUGCGACAGAGAUAUAAAUUCUCUCAUUCGUAGUAGCAGACAUUAUUCCCCCAUCCUCUGUCGUGCAACUGGUUUGGGGGACAGAGAUAGCAUAACUUCCAUAGGUCUCGCUGUAAGAAGAUAGAAUACGACAGUUUAAAGAAUAUGGAGUUUACAGAUGUUGAUGGGGUGUGUUCUACUCUGUAUGGGGACUCUCUAUACCAAGCAUCAGUACCAUCUCUUCAUUUCCACGAUGCCGUGUAUCCGAUGCAUUCUGGAUGGCAACACGAUCCAACCCCACCACAGAAUAUGUUCGACCAUCCAGCGUUUAUGGGGGUUUCUUCUCCAUCCGAAAAUGAUUAUUCACAGACUGACAUAAACUGGGACUUUGCAUUAUCACCUGGAUGCGGAAUGCAGUACGAUGGAAGUGCAGACUCAACUUCAAGCGAAAAACAAGUAGUGAGCAAAAACGGGAAACCAAAACGAAAGCGAGUGCAGUCCGUGGUACAGCGUAAAGCGGCAAACGUCAGAGAGCGGAAGCGAAUGUUCCAUCUCAAUGAAGCCUUUGACGAAUUACGGAAAAGACUUCCAGCUUUUAAUUACGAAAAGAGACUUUCCAGGAUCGAAACCUUAAAGCUGGCUAUGACUUAUAUCUCAUUCAUGAAGGACAUUUCUGAUGGCGAGGACCCACAAAACGUUCAAUUAAAACCGUCCGCAGCCGACACCUUCAAUAUGUUCAGUCAACAAGAAAACACCGUCGCCAGUAGUAGUGAUGAUUCCCUGAGUGCCUGAUGUUACGAUUCCAUUUACCUAAUACAGACACACCAGAUAGAUAAAGAAUCCAUUCAUACUCUCCUUGGAUUUGUGACGAGGUAUUUAGGCUUUCUAUGUAGGAUGAAAAGACAACUUAAUAAGUGAACAAUUCACCACCAUUGUCGAUCUCCUCAUCACUUGCUUGAGGUGCUUGAAUAAUUUUCUAACACCAUAUUUAUAACACUGUUGAUGUUCCUUAUGUCUGUAAGGCGUUGAAACUUUGUCCGUCCGUUUGUGGUUAUAACACGAUAUAGAAGAUAGCCCGUCUAGAAUAUUUAUAAGAUUAUUAUAAAUUUAAUUAUGUACGUGACAGAAGGUGAAAGCAAAGUGUUAAAAUAUGAUCACGGACAUAUGAAAUCCAUAAUGUGUUCAUUAGAGAUGAAUUAAAUUCUAUGUAUGUAUCAUUAUACAUAUGCAUGUGUUCACAUAAAUAUUUUUAUACAUUUAUUGCAAUUAUAUUUUUAUAUCAUAUUAAUCCUUUGUUUGUGUAUUUUCAGUUGUGUUCAGAUUUUUUUAAAGUAUGAUUAUACAGUUUUUAUGACUAUGUCGAAUGAUUUGAUAUUUUAACAUCUUAUUUUUGCACGGUAUAUGCAUAUUGUAAAGGGGGUAGCAUUGCUAAGUAGUCGAAAAAAGUUCAACGUGUUUGAAUAUGUUCAUUUUAAUCCCAGAAACGCUCUAAGCCUUUGUGCUAUGGUACGCGUUUGAAUUCCAAAUUCCCAUUACAGUUUAUGCAAUGUAAUAUGUAUUUCAUCAAGUUUUUUUUUCUCCUGAAGCUGGUCGAGGUUACGCCUUGGCGUGAUGCAGUCUUCCUCUGUUAUAUAUACAGGUGUGAAUACACCUGUAAAACAAAUGUUUUACUAUGGUUGAAAUAAAAAAAAGCUUAUA